Vigna umbellata (rice bean) is the source of this 1827-nucleotide messenger RNA. RefSeq names its product basic leucine zipper 34-like. Gene Ontology annotation, biological process: positive regulation of DNA-templated transcription. Gene Ontology annotation, molecular function: DNA-binding transcription factor activity; DNA binding. Gene Ontology annotation, cellular component: nucleus. The record is from RefSeq and is a predicted model, not a curated record. Lineage: Eukaryota; Viridiplantae; Streptophyta; Magnoliopsida; Fabales; Fabaceae.
ACCUUGUAUUAGACCCUUUGCCUCAAACCUUCUUCCCUUUAACAUUCUUUCAUUUGCAACUAUAUAUAAUUAUAUGUGCAUAUAGAUAGACAUAAUAUAUACCAACAUUGUGUUUUGUUUUGGUUUGGUUUGGUUGGUUUGGUUUGGUUUGGUUUGAGAUAUUUAUAUACUUAGUCUUCUUCUGUUUCUUUCUCUCUAAUUCUUCUUCUUCGUCAUCUUCUUGAGAGAUCGUGUUGAUUGGUGUCACUCAAAAUGGCUCAAUUGCCACCAAAAGUUCCAAACAUGACACCCAAUUGGCCAGACUUUUCUUCUCCUCACCAAAAGAUGCCUUCCCUCAAAACCAUGGCACCAAACGUCUCAAACCAAAACCCUUCAUGGGUGGAUGAGUUUCUUGACUUCUCAGCCGCCAGACGCGGUGCUCACCGCCGCUCGGUGAGUGACUCCGUCGCCUUCCUGGAGGCACCAAUGCUGGAUCAUCACUGCAAAAGCCGCGGGAGUGAUGGUGGUGGUGACAAUGAGAGCGAGUUCGAGAGGUUUGAUGACGAACAAUUCAUGUCCAUGUUCAGUGAUGAGGCUUCAGGGAAUAAUAAUAGUAAUAAUAAUGACAAUGAUAAUAAUAAUAAUAUCAACUACUACCAUAGUAAUAAUAACACCAUGAUGGCACUCACGGUUUCCUGCUCCAACCCGUCUACACCCUCUGAUCACAACAGCAUCAACGAUGAGAAGGAGAUGAUGAACAAGGAAAAGGAGGAGGAGCAAGAGAAGAAGCAAGUGAAGAAUGAGUCAGAUGAGGAUGAAAGCCAAUGCAAGCAAGAAAUCACACAAAACCCCGAUGAUUGUAAUAAUAGUAACGCAAAUGCAGCAACUUGUUCCAGUGAGAAAAUCACAGACCCCAAGAGGGUCAAAAGAAUCUUGGCAAAUAGACAAUCGGCACAGAGAUCAAGAGUGAGGAAGCUGCAAUACAUUUCUGAGCUUGAACGAAGUGUGACUUCAUUACAGGCUGAAGUUUCUGUAUUGUCUCCGCGAGUUGCAUUUUUGGAUCAUCAACGUUUGCUUCUAAAUGUUGACAACAGUGCUUUGAAGCAAAGAAUCGCCGCGCUGGCCCAAGACAAGAUCUUCAAAGAUGCACAUCAAGAAGCACUGAAGAGGGAGAUAGAGAGACUGAGGCAAGUGUAUCACCAACAAAACAUAAAGAAGAUGGACAAUGCUGCAGGAUCAACAUCCCAAUCACCAUUACCAUCUCCAAAACCACGAUGUGACACACUCACUGAAAAGGAACAACUUAUCAAUGUCUGAAGUUUGAACCCUCCCUUGAACACUGACUCAACCUGUGUAGACUUUGAUCAAACAUGUCAAACAUGUAAGCUAGCUUAGAUGAUCUGUGAUUCCUUUCAAUUUUAGAAAAGAAAUUGCAGAGUUAUGGAAAUGGAAGAAAAGAAAAGAAAAGAAAAAUUGAAAUACGAGUUUAUAAGAGUAUUGUUGUUGAAUCAGAAUAUUAAACUUGAUCUGAAGAAAAGAUUUGAUGAAAUAUGAAUGCAGAUUAUGGAUUGUGAUAGAAGAAUAAGACUAAAAGUAGUUAUAAAAGUUGGUAAGAAGAAAAAGGGUGAUGAAUGGCAUGACGUAGUGAAGGGUAGGAAGAGGGUGAGAGAUUUUAUUAGGCAAUUGAUGAAGGAAAUGUUCAUAAUGGGGACAUUGCAAUUGGUGGUGGUAGGCUUUUGCUAUCAAACUGAGGCAGUCACGUGAUGUGUUUGCUUUAAAGAAAGGGACCACUCAAGUUGCAUGAUUGGAAUGCAGGGAAACACAUGUGCACCAGUGACAUCAAAGAAA